GCGCCAUUGUGUACUGCGAGACGCUUGAAAUAGAUGCUCAGAAAUAGUUUGGGAGCGCAGUUGGUAAUUUGGAAGAUGCCAUUGGCGUCCCGGCGCGGACGCCAUGUCAAAGGAGUCUUGAUACGCCGACGUCGGAAGGAGAUCAGUGACUUGAGGGAUUCGCCGGUUCGAGAAACGCGAUUAAGGCCAAGUGAUUGCUGCUCUUUCAAUUUUGAUUCUCUCCUUUCGGCGCCGCGACGUCGUUAUGUAACGGGACGUUGCUACUAGUGCUCGAAGCUCGUGACCGGUUCUCCAGUUUUUUUCCCUCAAAGCGAAGCCAGGCGAAAAAAGGAAGGAAGCAACGAACAAUAAGAUAUCGACGAUCUUUCCGAGUCUACGCUCACUAACGAUGCUCGAUAACGACGUCGACGUCGAGGACGGCGAGUUCUUUCGCGCUAACUUACUCGAGGUACGUCGUGCCGUUGGUCUUCAAGACUUUAAGAAAUUUUCUGCUCUGACUAACAAUGGCGAACGAGUUGCUUUUCUUCUUGGAUACCCAGAAGCGCGCGCUCUGCCUAUUGAGGUGGAGAAGGUCGGCAGUAAAGAUGCUGAAAAGACACUGAAGCUCAAAGAUGUUGGAAACAAGCUCUUUGGACGUGGCGAAUUUACGAAGGCACUGGAGAUUUAUUCCAAUGCGGUUUUACUGGCUACUCGAAAUGAACUUGGUGUUAUCCUGGCUAAUCGAUCGGCAGCUCUUUAUCAUCUGCAACGUUACGAACUGGCCUUGUCCGACGUUGACGAAGCUGUCAAGAUAGGCUACCCAGUUGAGUUGGUCUACAAAUUGGAAGAACGUAGAGCCAGAUGUCUUCUGGCAUUGAAGAGACAUUCCAACGCUGUUAAGGCCUUUAGAAGUGCUUUGAAGUCUCUGGACAAUGCCAAGAUCCCAUUGCAGAAGAAGCAGAAGGUCGAGUCUGAUAUAAGGAUGAUGCUUGCUGUUAUGGAUAAGGGUAGACAAUUAAAUGCAGGUCUAGAGAACCUGUCGAUCAACGAGACGAAUGAGGAUAAAAAGCUGCCAAAAAUUCCUGAUCGGAAUCCUGUGUAUCCAGCGUGCAGCAAUUCCGUAGAGAUAAGGGAUGCCGGGGGUGCCGUUGGUCGGCACGCUGUAGCCUCUAAGGAUAUCUUACCUGGUGACAUUCUCGUGGUAGAAAAACCUCACAGUGCGGUACUAUUAUCUGAAUAUAGGCUCAGUCAUUGUCAGCUAUGCUUCUCAAGGAUCGUGGCUCCUAUUCCAGCUGCAUGUUACGCCUGCAGCUGCAUCGCUUAUUGCAGUCCACGUUGUCGCGAUGCAGACGCGGAGGCGCAUCUAAUUGAAUGUAACAUUCUGACCACCCUGUGGCAAUCGAAUGCUUCGGUCACUUGUCUAUUGGCCCUGAAAGCAGUGACUCAGAGGCCUUUCGCUGAUCUUCUUAAGCUCCAGGAACAUCUCAAAGUUAAUGCGGGAAAGAGUAACGAGAUCACCAAGAGUCAUCCUUAUAGGGGAGAUCAUUACGAAGCCUUUCACGGUUUAGUGACGCAUGAGGAUGAGAGGACGGCCGACGACCUCUUCCACAGGGCACACAUGGCUGCUUGGUUACUCAGGGUUCUCAAGCGCACUUCCUACUUGCCGAAAGACGUUAUCACCCCUGACGAUGCUCAGCAUAAAUUAUCUGAAAUUGAAAUUUUCAUUGGAGGUCUUCUACUGCAUAAUAUUCAACUUCUACAAUUUAACGCGCACGAGAUUUCAGAAUUACAGAGGCCAAAGUUCGAGAGGACUUUAGCCAAUGCUAAAAGUAUCUUUAUAGGCGGAGGUGUCUAUCCCACUGUAGCACUUUUCAAUCACUCCUGCAAUCCCGGUGUCAUUCGGUAUUUCGUGGGUACAACAAUGAUCAUCCGUGCUGUGAGGACGAUAAUGUCGGGUGAGGAAAUAUGCGAGAAUUACGGCCCGAUUUUUACGACCACUCCGGAAAAGGAAAGAAAGAGAAAACUGCGAUUGCAAUACUGGUUCGAUUGCGCCUGUGAAGCAUGUACCGAACAAUGGCCUCUUCUUAACGAAAUAGAUCCAAGAAUUCUCAGGUUUAAGUGUGAUACCGGUCGAGUUUGUGGUAACAUCCUACCAGUAAGGACCGAUUCAAAUGAGUUCAUGAUCAACUGCUCUAAAUGUACAAAAAGUACUAAUAUAUUGAAGGGUCUAAAGGCCUUGCAAGAUACUGACGCCCUCUUUAAAAUAGCUUCAAGAAAUCUCGAAGAGGGUAAACACGAUCAAGCUCUUAAAGCGUAUCUUGAAAUUUUGAAACUUCUCGAUGAAAAUCUGGCACUUCCUAUUCGUGACUAUCAUCUGUGUCAACAAGGCGUCAGACUGUGCUUGCUAACUAUGGGUAACACUGCUACGGUUUAAGACAUUAGGAUAAUGACGAAUAAAUAAAAGUAGAUGUGAGAUA
Cephus cinctus (wheat stem sawfly) is the source of this 2456-nucleotide messenger RNA. RefSeq names its product SET and MYND domain-containing protein 4 (gene Smyd4-3). The record is from RefSeq and is a predicted model, not a curated record. The transcript is spliced from 7 exons. Lineage: Eukaryota; Metazoa; Arthropoda; Insecta; Hymenoptera; Cephidae. The coding region runs from base 389 to 2413 and encodes 674 amino acids. Gene Ontology annotation, molecular function: protein binding.